AUGACCAUUGACCUGGGAAACCCACCAAGGCUACACGAGGACCACAAUACCCGUUUUGGGAAGCUCCUGAGUGAAAUGAAGAAGGGCCACGGCAGCGCUGGCGCAGAGGCGUAUGACGCGGGUGCCCCUGGCGGUGACAGCCAGGGGGAUGAUCUCUUAUGGUCCUCCGUCAAGCAACAGAUACGCCUCAUGAUCAUCGAGUACCUCGACCAUGCUUCCGCAGUGGCACUGAAGAACGCCAACAAAUACCUCUGUUCCGUUGUCACCGUUGAGAACCCAAACACCUGGAGUUAA
Molecule: messenger RNA, 294 nt
Organism: Aspergillus fischeri NRRL 181
Lineage: Eukaryota; Fungi; Ascomycota; Eurotiomycetes; Eurotiales; Aspergillaceae
Exons: 2
Coding region: 1-294 (97 amino acids)
Source: RefSeq, a predicted model, not a curated record